Tinamus guttatus (white-throated tinamou) is the source of this 819-nucleotide messenger RNA. Lineage: Eukaryota; Metazoa; Chordata; Aves; Tinamiformes; Tinamidae. The record is from RefSeq and is a predicted model, not a curated record.
CUGCGGGCCACGGGUCGGGGUCUCGGCGGCGGCAGCGGCGGCGCGCUGCUGGGCACGCAGCUCCUGGUGGACGUGGUGACGGGGCAGCUGGGCGCCGAGGGCGCGCAGCGAUGCGCCGCGCAGAUCUGCCGCGUCGUCCUCGCCGGCAACCUGCUGAGCCGCAACACGCAGAACCGCGACAGCAUCAACAAGGCCAAGUAUCUGACCAAGAAGACGCAGGCGGCCAGCGUGGAGGCCAUGAAGAUGCUGGAUGAGAUCUUGCUGCAGCUUUGUACCUCGGUGCCUGUGGACGUGAUGCCCGGCGAGUUCGACCCCACCAACUACACGCUGCCGCAGCAGCCCCUGCACCGCUGCAUGCUGCCCCUGUCCAGCGCCUACUCCACGCUGCAGCUGGUCACCAACCCCUACCAGGCCGACGUGGAUGGCGUCAGGUUUCUGGGGACGUCGGGGCAGAACGUCAGUGACAUCUUCAAGUACAGCAGCAUGGACGACUACCUGGAGAUCCUGGAGUGCACCCUGAGGGUGGGACACCUCAGCCCCACGGCCCCGGACACGCUGGGGUGCUACCCCUUCUACGAAUCGGACCCGUUCAUCCUCAGCGAGUGCCCGCACGUCUACUUCUGCGGCAACACCCCCCGCUUCCAGUGCAAGACGGUCACGGGGCCCGCGGGGCAGCGGGUGCUGCUGGUGGCCGUGCCGGCGUUCAGCGCCACGCAGACCGCGGGGCUNNNCAACCUGCGCGACCUCAGCUGCCACCCCCUCAGCUGCUCCGGCUUCGGCGCCGAGGACGACGACGGCGACAUGGACGUCGGGCCCUGA